AUGGCGGAGAAUCCGCUAAAUUUUGUUGAUUAUGGAACAAAUAAUCAAGAACUGUGGGAACACCACGCCGACGCAAAUGCUUCGGUAACAGCUCUCAAUAAUCAGAGCAUUCAAAAUUCAUCGUGGACGACAAAAAUGCUACCGGCGAACCUUAUGUCCGGUCAAGGUUACUUUUUUGAUACUGUUGCAGUUGGCAGUAAUGUAAAUGUGUUGUCAUACUUGCAGCAGCAUCCGAAUUCAUUUCCAGUCAGUGAUAACGUGCAGUCGUCACUUCAUGAUUCGAGUGCAGCAGCAUUAACUUACAGUUAUCCACCAUCAUGCAGUAUGACGCAUCAUCGAAUGAACAGUGUUCAGAAUAAUUCAAGUGGACAAAAUGAUACCACUUUCCAGCCUCAGCUGCUUUCUAAUUUUUCAGCAGUACCAUUUUCGUCCACAGUUUUUCCAGUUGAUGCUACUCCGAUAUCAGUAGUUCCUCCACAGUCGUAUUCCUCUCUGCCUGACCAAGAUAACAAGUCAGAUUCAGUUGUUAGUUGUGGGUAUUAUCUACCUCCAACUUCUAUGCAGCCUCUUACUAGCGUUGCGUAUAGGAAUAAUACAAAGAAUGAAAUUGGUUUGCAUCACAGCUUCGGAGUUCUUAAUAAACAUUCACAAUCGCAACUGUCAAACGAUCAUUAUCAGAUGAACGGGAAUUAUCCCGGUGGAAUGGGCAAUUUGCAACAAGAAUUUGCUCGAAUGAAUUAUGGGAUACGAUCGACCAGAUAUGUCGAUUUAAUGCAGGAAAGGGAUUUAUUGAAAUAUGGGACCGAUGAUGAAGAGAUUGCUCUUCCACCAACUGUUUGCAAUCCUGAUGCUCGAUGCAAUUUCAGUAUAUUUCGUUGCACACUAAGUUCGGUACCUCAGACCCAAGAACUACUGAAAAAAUCGCGUUUACCAUUUGGACUCACUUUGCAACCAUUUAAAGAUAUAAAGAAUCUGAACAUUAUCCAAACAUCAUCUAUUGUACGAUGUCGCUAUUGUCGUACUUAUAUUAAUCCUUAUAUUUACUUGCCAGAUUCUCGCCACUGGAAGUGUAAUAUUUGCUAUCGCGUUAACGACUUACCGGAUGAUUUUAAUUGGGACCCUGCUACAAAGUCAUUUGGUGAACCAACACAUCGUCCAGAAAUUAAGAACGCAACCAUCGAAUUUAUUGCUCCCUCUGAAUAUAUGUUACGUCCACCGCAGCCGGCAGUUUAUGUGUUUGUAAUGGAUAUCAGUCAAGAUGCUAUUGAAACAGGUUAUCUUUAUACUUUCGUUGAACAGCUUUUGAUUGCUUUGGAACAGCUACCUGGCAACGAACAUACUAUGCUUGGUUUUAUCGGUGCAGAUUCAGCUGUUCACUUCUUUCAGUUUCAAGGAAAAUCACGUCCGCAGCAGCUCAUAGUUGAAGAAUACAGUGAUAUUUUCCUUCCAGUCAAUUGUGGAUUAUUAGUAAAUCUCCGCAAAAACAUUGAUGUGAUACGUUCGUUUAUACAAAGUUUACCUACUCUCUUUGAAUCAAAUUCCUCAACUUCAUGCUGCUUGGGUGCGGCAUUAACUGCUGCACGUGAACUUAUUGCCGAUAUUGGUGGAAGAAUCACCGUAUUCUUAACAAUAAUUCCUGAUUUGGGACCAGGGGCACUCAGAAUUCGAGAGAAUCCAGAUCAACAAGCAGUUUCUGAAGUAUCAAAUUUGUGUCCGACAAAUGACUAUUAUAAGCGUUUAGCGCUUGAAUGCACUGGUCAUCAAAUUGCUGUUGAUUUAUUUUUAAUGAAUAACCGAUACUCUGAUUUGUCAACUUUAGCUGAUAUGUCAAAAUUUAGCACGGGAUGUGUCUUUCACUUCCCAAAUUAUCAUAUAAAUCAUGCACCGAUACAAGUCAAAAGAUUCCAAAAGCAGCUAAAUCGAUAUUUGGUUCGAAAAAUUGGUUUUGAAGCGGUGUUAAGGAUUCGGUGUACAAAAGGCUUGUCAUUGCAUACAUUCUACGGGAAUUUUUUUGUACGCUCAACAGAUCUUUUGGCUAUGGCCAAUGUAAAUCCGGAUUCUGCAAUUGCUGUACAAGUACAGAUGGAAGAGAACCUUAUUGGUAUUAAUACGGCAUGCUUCCAAGCUGCUGUUCUGUACACAUCAAGUCGAGGCGACAGACGAAUACGAAUUCAUACGCUUUGUUUACCGGUAACGAAGGAUCUGUCCACUAUUUUCAGUCAGUUUGAUGUAAAAUGUGCAAUAUCUCUUCUUUCGAAAAUGGCAGUCGAACGCACCUUUAUGGGUGCAAGUUUGACAGAUUCUCGUGAAGCAAUGGUGAAUACUGUUGUUGAUGUAUUUGGUGCUUACAACUCUGCUGUUUCGCGUAUGGAUCGUACCAGUUGUAUGUUAUCACCAGUUACUUCGAUACGUUUGUUACCACUCUAUGUGUUAGGCAUGCUUAAACAUCGAGCAUUCAUAGCAGGACAGUCUAUUAGAUUAGACAGCCGUGUGGCUGCUCUUCUUCUAUUUCGCAGUGCUUCAUUAGAAGUGAUCGAUUUAGAGCUGUAUCCUGCUUUAUAUGAACUCAAUCAUUUUGUUGAAAAUGAAACUGAUCCACCAAGGUUACAUCUCUCUUUCGAACAUAUUAAUCGAAAUGGUGUAUAUUUACUGGAUACAGGCUCAUAUGUUUAUGUAUAUAUUUCAUCAAAUGUUGAAGCAAGCAUUAUAAAGCGUUUAUUUGGUGUUAAUACGUUCGAAAGAAUUGAUGAUGAAGGUCCGUUUGAAGCUCUUGACAACCCAUUUAGUAAUAGAGUACACAAUUUUCUUCGUAAACUUUCUGUUUAUCGGUCUGUGUUCGCUCCUGUGAUACUAAUACGAGAGGAUAGCCCCGUACGCAGUUUAUUCUCCGGGCGUCUGAUUGAUGAUCGUACAGAAUCAUCCCACAGCUAUGUCGAAUUCUUAAAUCAUAUUCGACAAGAAAUGCAGAAGUAG
Brugia pahangi is the source of this 2973-nucleotide messenger RNA. Lineage: Eukaryota; Metazoa; Nematoda; Chromadorea; Rhabditida; Onchocercidae. The record is from the annotation of a GenBank genome assembly.